CUUGCUUGUGCAAAUCGAGAUCGAGAAAUUGCUAUAGAGUGUGGCAAUCGACUUGCCAAUAAAUGUUCUGUCUUAGAUAAAGACAAUAAGUGUAUACAACGUGAUCUAAAACAAUCUAAUAAUGAUAAAAAGAAACUCUCCAAGCAUACCUACCAGCUUAUAAAUGAGAAAACAAAGGAUAUAUUAGAUUCUGUAGAGUCGAAGACUCAUUGCUCUGCAAUAGUUAUAGGAGGUGAGGAAAAAAAUAUGCAAAGCGAAGAACAAAGUUUCAUAUCGAAUUCUAGAAAUACAUCUGAAUCUAGACCCGAAGGGUUAUUGCUUUGCAGGCCCUUUAAGGGCGACUAUUCAAGUCAUAAAAGUCUUGCAAAAUAUUUUAAAA
This is a messenger RNA of Racocetra persica, 379 nucleotides long. The record is from the annotation of a GenBank genome assembly. NCBI's taxonomy places the organism in Eukaryota, Fungi, Glomeromycota, Glomeromycetes, Diversisporales, Gigasporaceae.